GUAGUUCGGUCGCGCGAGGAGGAAAAAAAAAAAUUAAGAUGGCGUCUCGUCAAAGAAAUACGGGAUGGUCUGAGAAGAGUGAUGAUCGGAAAAUGAUUUAUCACGCCACAACUGAGAAAGUUUAAGAUGCUUGCUGAGUGUUGAGCGAACUUCAGCCAUUAAUGCGUUGAACGUGAGAGUUUAACAGCGUCUACAUGUAGACCCGGAGCUGAAAUCGGUCAACUUUGCUAGCAGCGGUAGCUGGCCGACGUUAACUACCAGUCCUUACAACAACAGAGGAAGGAGAGCGACCACAGUCCCUAUCACACCCCGGGACAUCGAGGUGUCUUCGGGGAAAUGGAAGCAGAAGAGUUUAUUCCUCCUCCGGAGUGUCCCGUUUUUGAGCCGUCAUGGGAGGAGUUUCAGGAUCCCUUGGGCUACAUCGCCAAAAUACGUCCAAUUGCAGAGAAGUCUGGAAUCUGUAAAAUUCGUCCCCCAACAGACUGGCAACCACCAUUUUCAGUUGAGCUGGACACCUUUCGCUUUACACCUCGCAUCCAGAGGCUUAAUGAGUUGGAGGCUGAGACCAGAGUAAAGCUCAAUUAUUUGGACCGCAUCGCCAGAUUUUGGGAGAUUCAAGGGUCUUCUUUAAAAAUCCCACAUAUUGAAAGGCGAAUUGUUGAUCUUUACAGCCUGUCAAAGAAUGUGACAGAUGAGGGGGGGUUUGAGAUGGUCUGUAAGGAGCGGCGCUGGGCUCGUAUAGCUCAGAGGCUUGGCUACCCUCCAGGCAAGAACGUUGGCUCUCUCCUGCGCUCACACUAUGAGAGGAUUGUCUACCCAUUUGAAAUGUUCCAGUCUGGGGCCAGCCUUCUGCAUUACAAGCCGAAGCACUACGAUGGUGAAGAUGUGGAUAAAGAGUACAAGCCUCACUCGAUCCCGUUGAGACAGUCUGUGCAGCCGUCCAAAAUGAGCAGUUAUGGACGCAGAGCGAACCGGUGCCAGCCUGAUGGUCCAGAGGAUCUGGCCCCCCAUCCUCUCACCACUGGCUCUCAACUCAUCUCUGCGCCUGAACCUACAGAGGAGGACAUCGAGAAGAACCCCGAGUUGAAGAAAUUACAGAUCUACGGUGCGGGGCCUAAGAUGAUGGGACUUGGGCUGGUGGCGAGGGACAAAGGUCUUAGGAAGAAAGAUGAGCUGCCUCAAACUGUUACCAUCAAAGACAACGAGUUGCCCGCCUCCAGUGAGUCACUGAUCAAAUCUGAGCCACUGGAGCCUGAAGAGAGACUGGCUGAUGGAGGCACAUCCAGCCCACAGCUGCCUCAUCACAGUGCUACAGUAAAGAUGGAGGUGAAGAAAGAAGAGCUGCACGGUGAGAAUGACAAGAAUGGAGAUGAUCCAGACGGAUCCAAAAUGACCAUGAGGCUAAGACGCAACCCCAACAACCCACAGUGUGUGGAUUCUUUUAUCUGCCGGAUGUGUGGUCGUGGAGAUGACGACGACAAACUUCUUCAGUGUGACAGUUGUGAGGAGAACUAUCACUCUUACUGUCUGCUGCCCCCCCUCUCUGAUAUCCCCAAAUCCAACUGGCGAUGCCCAAAAUGUGUCGCAGAAGAGUGCAAGAAACCUUCAGAGGCAUUCGGCUUUGAACAAGCGACGAGAGAGUACUCUCUGCAGAGCUUUGGAGAAAUGGCAGAUGCCUUCAAAGCAGAUUACUUCAACAUGCCUGUCCAUAUGGUUCCCCCUGAGCUCGUGGAGAGAGAGUUCUGGAGGUUAGUGAGCUGUAUUGAAGAAGACGUGACUGUCGAGUAUGGAGCAGACAUACACUCUAAAGAGUUUGGCAGUGGCUUUCCAAUGAUGAACGGGAAAAAGAAUCUCACAAAGGAAGAGGAGGAUUAUGCCCGCAGUGGCUGGAACUUGAAUGUGAUGCCAGUUCUGGAGCAGUCGCUCCUCUGCCACAUCAAUGGAGACAUCUCUGGGAUGAAAGUGCCGUGGCUUUACGUUGGCAUGGUGUUUUCAACUUUCUGCUGGCAUAUUGAGGAUCACUGGAGCUACUCCAUCAACUACCUUCACUGGGGAGAACCCAAAACUUGGUAUGGAGUUCCCUCUGUGGCAGCUGAGCAGCUUGAGGGUGUUAUGAAUAAACUAACACCAGAGCUGUUUGAGUUCCAGCCUGACCUCCUGCAUCAGCUGGUUACCAUCAUGAACCCCAAUAUCCUCAUGGCUCACGGCGUACCGGUUGUACGCACGAACCAGUGUGCUGGUGAAUUUGUCAUCACCUUCCCCAGAGCCUACCACAGUGGCUUCAAUCAGGGAUAUAACUUUGCAGAAGCAGUCAACUUCUGCACUGCAGAUUGGCUCCCUGCUGGCCGACACUGUAUUGAGCACUAUCGGCGUUUGAGGAGGUAUUGUGUCUUCUCUCACGAGGAGCUCACCUGUAAAAUGGCUGCCAGUCCAGAGAAACUGGAUCUCAACCUGGCUGCAGCUACUCAUCGGGAGAUGUUCAUCAUUGUUCAGGAGGAGAGAAAGCUGCGCAAGAAUCUGAUGGAAAGGGGCAUUACUGAAGCAGAACGGGAGGCAUUUGAGCUGCUCCCUGAUGACGAGAGGCAGUGUGAUAAAUGUAAAACCACGUGCUUCCUGUCUGCUCUGGCCUGCUCAAACUGCCCCGAACAUCUCGUGUGUCUCUAUCACACUCAGGAUCUGUGCAACUGCCCCACUGAAAAACUCUACCUCAGGUACAGAUACACCUUGGACGAGUUGUUGGCGAUGUUACAUCGAUUAAAGGUCCGAUCCGAAUCUUUUGAUUCCUGGGCCAACAAAGUGAAAGAGACACUUGAACAGGAAGAUGGAAACAAGAUAGAAAUGUACGACCUUGAGAAGCUGAAGAUGGAAGCAGCAGAAAAGAAAUUUCCUGACAACGAACUUCUCAGGAAGCUGAACUCUGUUCUGAUAGACAUAACCUACUGCCAACAGACGAGUGCUGAGCUCCUCAAUGAUUCAAAAACUGGUGAAGGCAGAAUAACCUUUCAGGAGCUGAAAUCUUUGGUUGAGAAAAUGCAAAGCCUGCCCUGUGUUAUGAACCAGUUGGAGGAAGUUCAGGUGGUUUUGAGGACAGUUGAAGAUUUCCAAAAACGAGCUCAAGUUCUGAUCAACAAUAAGGACUGGAGGAAGGACACCCCCCCACCUGAGCAGCUGCAGUCUUUAUUGGAGGAAGGGGCCAAGCUGCCUGUGGUGGCUCCAGAGUGUGAUUUACUUCAGGGCCUGAAGAAGCAAGGCCAUUGGCUGGAGGAGGUGAGGUGCACGCUUGGCUCUGCAGGAGGAGAGAAGCACGAAGUGACACUGGAUGUGUUGAGGAACCUGAUGGAGGCGGGCUGCAACGUACCCCAGAGCGGGUCUGUAGAGACGGCCAUGGCUGAGCUUCAAGAACUGCUCACCAUUGCUGAACGGUGGGAGGAAAAGGCACAGAUCUGCUUAGAACAGAGGCAAAAACAUCCUCUCUCCACGUUGGAGGCCAUAGUAAAUGAGGCCCAGCUUAUUCCUGUCAAGCUUCCCAACAUCCUGGCUUUGCAGAGCUGUCUUGUACGAGCUCGGGCCUGGGUAACAGAUCUGGAGGAAAUACAGAAUGGGGAGCAUUACCCAUGUUUGGAUGACCUGGAAGGCCUGGUAGCCAUUGGAAGGGACCUCCCAGUUUUCAUGGAAGAGUUAAGGCAGCUGGAACUGCAAGUGGCCAGUGCUCACUCUUGGAGGGACAAGGCCACCAAGACCUUCCUGAAGAAGAGCAGCCAGCACACUCUACUAGAGGUGUUGUGUCCGUGUGCAAAAAGGAGAACUAAGCGAGUCGAGACAGAGCCCUUAGAAGAUGAUUCAGAUACAAACACGCUGGGGCUCUCCGCUCAGGCCUUAAGGGACCCUGCAGCUAUUGUGAUGGCGUUCAAAGAAGGAGAACACCAGGAGAAGGAGGCCCUGCUGAGGUUACAGGAAGUGAAUAUGUGCAAAUCUGGACUGAGCACAGCGAGCUGCAAAGAGAACAGGCAGUGGCAUGAGGCCAUGGAGACGGACACAUCAGGCCACUGUGAGAACUCUGUAACAGAGAAUGGAAACGGUGACCACAGCCGGCCCAGCCCUCAGUCUGUGUGUGCUGGGCAGACUCGUGCUCCUCAGCUCCGCUGCCAUCUUUGUAAGGACUGGUUCCAUGGUGGCUGUGUUCCUUGUCCUCCUCUGCUGCCCUCUUCUGGACCACCAAUCAACUACCUUUGUUGGUGGGACUGGGACACCCGCUUCUUGUGUCCUCAGUGCCAGCGGUCGCGACGCCCACGUCUGGAGACUAUCCUGGCUUUACUGGUAGCCCUGCAGAGGUUACCUGUGCGUCUGCCUGAAGGAGAGGCUCUGCAGUGUCUCACAGAGAGGGCCAUCACCUGGCAGGGCCGAGCCAAAGAGGCGCUGGAGACGCCUGAGCUGCAGCAGGUGCUGCAGAAGCUGCAGGAACUCAAAGAAACCCUCCACUAUAACGCUGAAGAAGAGGAAGAGGAGAAGAAGGAGCCACAGGGGAAUUCAGUUAUUAUUUUAUCAGACUCCGAGGGAGGGGAGGGAGACGAUGAAGUCAUCGACCUAACAGAGGAGUCACCUAAAAAGAAAGUAAAGGAGAACAGUGCCACUCAGGCCGAAUGUCAAAAUGGUGUCGGCAAGAAGUCAAAUGUUACAAGUGUGAGCUCUCUGCUGGCCCUGCUGCCUUUACUGAAAGGCCACGUGGUGGAGCUUUCCCCAGCCACCAGGGUGCAGCUGGAGGAGCUGCAGCUAGAGGGCGACCUACUGGAGGUGUCUUUGGAUCAAACCCAGACCAUCUACAGAGUCCUGCACGCAGCCUCCGACCCACCCAGAGAGACUCUGCACACACUCAUCCAGAUUGAGCUGGAUGAGCAGAGGCGGACGAGACGAGCACGACCCAAAGAGUCCAAAAGGAAGAGGAAAGGCCACAGAGGAAGCAGCGGAGAAGGGUCAGGAGAAAAGUCACUUGAUGUCUCGCAGUCAAAGAAAACCUGUCCCCUCACUCUCAGCCCCUCUGCUCCCCUCCCCGUCAAGACCCAUCCAGAGAUGUUGUGAUCCAAUCGAGGCCGGAGCUGCGUUCAAAUGGAUUAAUCUAAGAAAUUCAAGGAGCAGAACUUUCUGUGCAGCAAGAUGGAGUGGGUUUCUAAAGAUGCAGGACAUCCGUUCCUCCCUACACCCAUCUCUUCAUCCUCCAUCCAUUUGAUCAGACACGAAACAGAGACAUGACUCUUCAGCUACACUCCAUCGUCAUUAAAACAGUAUUUCACUCUGUUUUUUUCCCGACUUACCGUCUUCCCAACGUUUUCCUCCACCUUCCUCGGAUCCUGUGAACAUUGUGAGGCUGCGCUGGACUGAUGUAAGGCUUGUCGUUAAAGGAACGUCUUUGACUUGGUCUCUGAGGUCCGUCUGCUUUUUGUACUCCUCGUGUUAAACGCUCGCUGACCUGAAGACUCGGGAGCAGCAGCUUCACCUCCUCCAGCUCACCUGUUCUUUAUAAGCUAUGAGUGCAGCGCAGGAUUUUACCUGCUGGCCCGAGACAAGACGCUCCACAGUUACACCUGCAUCUUUGAGUUGUAUUUAUCUUGAGUUCGAAGCCGUUUUCACGGGGGCGUCCAUUUUCAUGAAUAAAGUCCAUUUUGGGAAGUGUUAAAAACGGUCGUUAAUGUUUUUGGUGCUACUUUCCUAAAAUGAAAAUAUGUACCUCUUGGCAUUGUCUUCAUUCUUCUCCCUCAGUUCUGAUGAUUUUAGAUCUCGUUCAUCUUUCUCCGUUUGAUCCACCCCCCCACCCCCAUAUUAUAUUUGGAAAUUAACACAACUUUACUGUAACUCAUGUCUCGUUUCAUUUUGUUUAUGGGCUCAGA
Messenger RNA from Nematolebias whitei (Rio pearlfish), 5882 nucleotides. It is a transcript of the gene kdm5c, whose product is annotated as lysine (K)-specific demethylase 5C. Gene Ontology annotation, molecular function: histone demethylase activity; DNA binding. Gene Ontology annotation, cellular component: nucleus. Lineage: Eukaryota; Metazoa; Chordata; Actinopteri; Cyprinodontiformes; Rivulidae. Bases 337 to 5076 code for a protein of 1579 amino acids. Gene Ontology annotation, biological process: chromatin remodeling. The record is from RefSeq and is a predicted model, not a curated record. The transcript has 29 exons.